CUUGGUACGAAGAUGUCGCGCACACCGACGUCUCUCUCCCGGUCGUGCAGGACCCCAGGAAGAAGCCCAGUCGGAUUAAGCUCGUCUGUCGCCGAGCGCGCCAAGCUUGUCCGUCAGCAUGGAUAUCUCCUGAAGAAAACGUUGUUCCGCGGGUUUCGCGCGCAAUACUUUAGCAUCAACUUUUACAGCGCCAAACUGCAUUGCUUCGCGGACUACAACGAUUUCAACAUGUGGAACAGUCAAGGCCAGCCGCGGGACUCGUCGUCGUUAGUCGGGGGUAAAAAGGCCGUCACCCCCUUGCGCGCCCAUCACAUUGUCGCCGUCGACGAAGACGAAACAACGAAAUGGAAACUGAUCCUUACCGUUCGAAGGAACUUCUCGAUCACAAGCAAGACGGAAAAGAUGAUUCUGCUUGCCGAAUCCUGCGAUGACUUUUCCGACUGGUUGGAUGCGUUCCACGACGUGUUGCAACGAACUUCGUUCUGGGAGACGACCUCAUAUUCCAAGAGCUGGAGUGACAACGCGACUGGAAGCAGUCGAAACAUGCUCUUCCGGCCGCCUCACAACGGAGCGGACAUGUCCUCCCGUUCACAGUACCCCCCGACGACCCCCACAGCAGCAUCAUCUCCACUCACAUCCAGAUCGUCGCGGCAUGGAAGCCGCAACCUGUCAACACCGUCGAAUACCGACCGACAUUCUACAACGACCGCACUUUUGUCUCAAGGCCCGCCACGGAAUAUCGUCCUCCUCAGCUCCGCCAAUGGAUCCACAAUGCAUGUCCCCGAAGCCAAGCUCGCGCGUGCAAAGUACGAGCUCGAGCAACUGCUCGCUGAGCCUGGUACCUACCGUCCCUUCCGCGGGCUCGUCGAGACACAUCAGAACUCUCCCGCCGAAUGCGUUCGCUCCUUGGCACCGAACACAAACACAAUCGAGUGGCUACAAGGCCGCCCCGAUUACACUCUGACGGAUCUGGCUUACCUCAAAGGUCGCACCCGCUUCCACGAACCCACCUCUGUCGAAGCGAUUCUGGAAACGGCUCUGCGCAUCUUCGUCAUGGAUGUUGCCCACAAGCCCAACGUAUAUCAGUGGCAGUCGAUUAGCCUGCCUACCUUCUGGUUUCAGUCGAACGACGACGCGCCCAUGUGCGGUCCAGAAGCGCUCGCGACGCUCCGCCACACGUUGCUUGGCCUAGUGCCUUUGCACAACACGUCACUGGACAUGGUUGCCGACGUGUUUGGUGCCGGGUGUCCGUUGGAGGUGCUGCAUGUGUACACGACCAGCCCGAGCUUUUAUUUUUCGUGGAGGCAGUGGGGGGCGUUCACCGGGUCGUUUGAAGGCCGCCGGGGCAACGGCGAGAACGUGGAAAUCUCUGGCUUUGGCCACAUGCUCCUCGACGUCGAGGGCUACCAUAUGCACUCGCUGCAGUUGUUUUGCCAUGACGAAGCACUCAAAGACGCCCUGCGCCGCAACUUUGCCGCGUAGUCCGCAGACAGUAUUUAGCACCGUACAAUAGACCAUACCCGACAGUUGAGUACGUGGUCCUGCUGCUAUCAUGGCCAUGCAAGCGGUGGCCAUGAAGACCGCCUUGUCGGCGUGGAGAAACCUCGAUCAAGUCGGCGCGGCGGCUC
Molecule: messenger RNA, 1628 nt
Organism: Aphanomyces invadans
Lineage: Eukaryota; Oomycota; Saprolegniomycetes; Saprolegniales; Verrucalvaceae
Exons: 2
Coding region: 13-1482 (489 amino acids)
Source: RefSeq, a predicted model, not a curated record